Lithohypha guttulata is the source of this 756-nucleotide messenger RNA. RefSeq lists its product as uncharacterized. Gene Ontology annotation, cellular component: mitochondrion. NCBI's taxonomy places the organism in Eukaryota, Fungi, Ascomycota, Eurotiomycetes, Chaetothyriales, Trichomeriaceae. The coding region runs from base 1 to 756 and encodes 251 amino acids. Gene Ontology annotation, molecular function: ribosome binding; translation initiation factor activity. The transcript has 2 exons. Gene Ontology annotation, biological process: ribosome disassembly; mitochondrial translational initiation. The record is from RefSeq and is a predicted model, not a curated record.
AUGAGAGGAAGCAAAAGCCGGCAAGCACGAUCCGCGUCACAUCCAUCGAAUCCAGCACCUCAAACUUCAAAAGCCCAAGCAUGCUACGGCACGGUUCGAGAACGAAACUAUACCACAAACGCAUCAGGAUUACGAGAGGAAGAUUCAGGCCCCUUUCGUAUCCGAAAGCCACCUCGCAGCAGUGAUGAUAUUAUGCGUAAACGAGAAAACGAAAUCUUGCGCAAAGAGCAUACCAUAAACGAGGACAUACCAGCUCGUUUUGUUCAGAUAAGGAAUUCACAGACUGCGAAGUUAGGCGAGCCUAUGUCUUUGUCCGAUGCGCUUGGUGAGAUUCAGAGUGAAACGGAGGUCCUACGAUUACUGGCCAACUUUGAGGAUAGACCAGCCAUCGUGGGUAUCGAGAAGAAAAGUGUGUUGCUCGAGCACAGGAAGCAGAAGUUGGAACAAGAAGCCGAAAACAGGAAGGAGGCACGACAGACCAAAAUGAAACAGGUAGAGCUGAAUUGGGCCAUUAGUGGCCAUGAUCUCGACAUGAAGUUGAAGCAAUUGCGCGAGUUUGUGGACAAAGGAAGGAAAGUGGAGAUACUGCUCGCCUCAAAGAAGAGGCAGAGAAAAGCCACGCAGGAAGAGGCAGAAAAGCUGCACAGCAAGCUUAAAGCAACGUUUGCGGAAAUCGAAGGCUGUAGGGAAAUCAAGCCAAUGGAAGGCGAAAUUGGCAAGCAGGCUCUGAUAACUAUUCAGAAGCAAGGCAAGUAG